Molecule: messenger RNA, 1658 nt
Organism: Salvia hispanica
Lineage: Eukaryota; Viridiplantae; Streptophyta; Magnoliopsida; Lamiales; Lamiaceae
Product: (+)-menthofuran synthase-like
Molecular function (GO): heme binding; iron ion binding; oxidoreductase activity, acting on paired donors, with incorporation or reduction of molecular oxygen
Source: RefSeq, a predicted model, not a curated record
AGUACUACUACAAAUUAAAGAAAUUAAAUGGCAGCUAUACUACUUAUUUUAUCUUUCAUCUUCCUAGUCCUUUUCUUGCUCAAGAAAAGCCCCUCAACAAAGAGGCUGCCACCUUCUCCACUAAAGCUUCCGAUAAUCGGAAAUAUCUACCUAGCCGGAAGCCUACCCCACCGCUCCUUUCACUCUUUAUCCAAGCGCUACGGCGAGGUGAUGCUCCUCCAGUUCGGCAGCAAGCCCGUCGUCGUCGCCUCCUCGGCCAAGGCUGCCCGGGAGAUCAUGCUAAACCAAGACCCGAUCUUCGCAAGCCGCCCGAGGUUCAGCACAGCCGACAGGCUAUUGUACGGCGGCCGAGACGUCGCUUUCGCUGCCUACGGGUCCCACUGGCGGAAGGGGCGGAGCAUGUGCGUGCUCCACCUCUUCAGCAGCAAGAGGGUCCAAUCCUUCCGCCCCAUCCGAGACGAAGAGACGUCGCUGAUGAUUGCGAAUAUCAAGCGAUCUUCGCCGGGGGUUGUGAACUUGAGCAAGGUGUUCAUGGAUCUGGCGAACGACGUCGUAUGCAGGGCUGUGCUAGGGAGGAAGUACGGCGGCGGCGGGGAUAACAGAGAGAAACGAUUCAAUCAGAUUCUGGAGAUGAUUGUGGAGAUGUUGCAGCGGUAUAAUGUGGGAGACUUCGUGCCGUGGUUGGGCUGGAUCGACCGUGUGAAUGGCGUUGAAGCGCAAGUUGAGAAGAUUUUCGAGAUGACGGAUCAGUUUAUGGAGGGUUUGCUUCGAGAAUAUCGAGAAAGGAAAUCGAGUGAUGGCGCAGUUGUGAAUUUUGCCGACGCAUUGCUUGAGUUUCAGAAAGAGAGUAAGGAUAGUGAUCCUGUUGAGGAUGAUGUGAUUAAAGCUCUAAUCUUAGAUAUGUUUGGAGGCGGAACUGACACGACCUUCACAGCUUUAGAAUGGACGGUGGCGGAGCUCAUAAGAAAUCCAAGAACAAUGAAGCUUCUUCAAAAGGAAGUGAGAGAAGUAGCUAAAAACAAGAAUGGGAUUGAUAUUAAUGAGGAUGACUUGGACAAAAUGCCAUAUUUGAAAGCAGUAUCUAAGGAGAGUCUACGGCUACACCCACCUUUACCAUUAGCUGUCCCUCGAGAAAUAACUCAAGACACUAAUUUACUGGGCUACGACAUCCCACGUGGCGCACUUGUGUUGGUCAACUGUUGGGCCAUAUCGAGGGAUCCCUUAUUGUGGGAGAAUCCCAAUGAGUUUCGUCCUGAAAGGUUCUUUGACACGAGCAUAGACUAUAAAGGUUUGCAUUUCGAGAUGAUUCCCUUCGGAGCUGGCCGAAGAGGUUGCCCGGGUAUCGGGUUCGCUAUGUCUCUAUACGAGCUUGCAAUAUCAAGAUUGGUGAACGAAUUUGACUUUGGAAUGCCUAAUGGAGGUAGAAAGGAGGAUUUAGACAUGACUGAAGCCCCUGGAUUUGCUGUUCAUAAGAAAUCUCCUCUACUUGUUGUUGCUACUCCACGUGCCUCUAAUUAAUAGUUUCCAUAUAAAAUUGAAUUAAACGUAGGAAAUAAUUAUUUAAUACUUAAGUUCUUCAGCACAAUAAAAUUGUUAGUAAUUGUUUACAGGUUUGAUUAUGUAGCGAAGUGAUUCAGUCAGAUGUAUAAAUAAAAUGG